AUGGGUAUCAAUAAUCCAGUCCCUAGAAGUUUGAAAAGUGAAACAAAAAAAGCUGCUAAAAUCUUAGCAAGUUUUGUUAAACCCAACCAAGUGUUUGGUGCUGACCAAGUCAUUCCUCCAGAUGUUUUAAAGAGAGCUAAGGGUCUAGCCAUCAUUACCGUUCUUAAAGCAGGUUUCUUAUUUUCCGGGAGAGCAGGGUCUGGUGUCAUCGUUGCCAGAUUAAAAGAUGGCACAUGGUCUGCUCCUUCUGCCAUUGCUAUGGCAGGUGCAGGUGCAGGUGGCCUGGUGGGUAUAGAAUUGACAGAUUUUGUCUUCAUAUUAAACUCUGAUGAUGCUGUUAAAUCAUUUUCAGAGUUUGGUACCAUCACUUUAGGCGGUAAUGUAUCCGUUUCAGCAGGUCCUCUCGGUAGAAAUGCAGAAGCUGCUGCAUCUGCAUCUGCUGGUGGUGUUUCUGCAGUUUUUGCUUAUUCAAAGAGUAAAGGUCUUUUUGCAGGUGUCUCUGUCGAAGGUUCCGUUAUCUUAGAAAGAAGAGAAGCCAAUAGAAAGUUUUAUGGUAAUGAUUGUACAUCAAAAAUGAUUUUAUCGGGAAGAAUAAGACCACCUCCAGCUGUGGAUCCAUUAUUCCGUGUUUUGGAAUCUAGAGCUUUCAAUUACAGAACAAGAAAUGACGAUGACGAUUAUAGCACUUACGAUGACGAUGACUCUAGAUAUUACAAUGAUAUUCCGGAUUCAUUCGAUUCCUCAGAUGCUUCCUCUAGGAGGGCCAAUACAAGAUCCUCAAGAAGGAAUAGAAGUAGUUACCGUGAUAGUUACGACGAUGGAUUUGAUGAUGAUUUUGAUGAUGAUGAUUUUGAUAGAAACCGCAGUUCACUUGGGAGAAACGGUACUAGAUCUAUGAACCGGUCAUCUAGAUAUAAUGACGACUCAAAUGACAGUGAUGGUGAAGACGAUCUGAAUAAUGCUAGUAGUUACUAUGCAGCCCACAGAAAAUCCAAUGGUCCUAAGGUAAGUAGCUCUAGGUCUCGUUGGGAAGAUGAUAUUUAUGAUCGUGGUGGACAACGCAGCAGUAACAGACGCUCUCAAUAUGAUCGUGAUGUGGAUGAUUUAUCGAACAGGUUUUCAAAAUCCCGUAUAUCUUCUGAAAAGAGUGGUGCUGACCGUGCUGCAAGUUCGAGGGUAGAUGCACCAUCAUCAUCAUCGAAUGCCCCUAAAGCUGUGGCUUUAUACAGUUUUGCUGGUGAAGAAUCUGGUGAUUUGCCAUUUAGAAAAGGUGACGUAAUUACUAUAUUGAAAAAGUCCGAAUCACAAAAUGAUUGGUGGACCGGCAGAGUUAAUGGUAGAGAAGGUAUAUUCCCUGCUAACUACGUGGAGUUGGUAUGA
Molecule: messenger RNA, 1380 nt
Organism: Kazachstania africana CBS 2517
Lineage: Eukaryota; Fungi; Ascomycota; Saccharomycetes; Saccharomycetales; Saccharomycetaceae
Gene: LSB3
Product: Lsb3p
Exons: 2
Coding region: 1-1380 (459 amino acids)
Biological process (GO): actin cortical patch localization; actin filament bundle assembly
Cellular component (GO): actin cortical patch
Molecular function (GO): phosphatidylinositol binding; actin filament binding
Source: RefSeq, a predicted model, not a curated record